CGCCAAUCGGAAGUAUUGGAGAGUGGGCCUGAUGGUCGGAGGUCGGCUACGGAGCCAUGAAUAUUUUGCCCAAGAAGAGCUGGCACGUCCGGAACAAGGACAAUGUCGCCCGCGUGCGGCGCGACGAGGCCCAGGCCCGGGAGGAGGAGAAGGAGCGUGAGCGGAGGGUGUUGCUCGCUCAGCAAGAGGCCCGAACAGAAUUCUUACGGAAGAAAGCCAGGCGCCAGAACUCACUGCCUGAACUGGAAGCGGCAGAUGCAGGAGUUCCAAGUUCUGGCCCUGUGGACCUGUUUAAGGAGCUGCUGGAAGAAGGGAAAGGAGUUCCCAGAGGCAAUAAAGAGCAUGAGGAAGAGAAGCGACAGGAGAAAGAGAGGCAAGAGAAAGCACUAGGCAUCCUGACGUACUUGGGCCAGAGUGCAGCAGAGGCCCAAACUCAACCUCCUUGGUACCAGCUCCCCCCAGGGAAAGGGGGCUGCCCUCCAGGCCCAAGCCCAGAUGAGAAGAUCAAGAAUCGGUUGGAUCCAUUGAGGGAGAUGCAGAAGCACCUGGGAAAGAAAAGGCACAGCAGCGAAAGCCGUCCUUCUAGAGAAGAGAGGCCUCAGAAACAACGGCCCAGAGAGCCACCUUCCCUACAAGAGCUCCGAGCUGAGCGUCUUCAGCGAGAAGCAGCUGAGAGGGCUCGAACAGAGGCCCUGCUGGCCCGUGUACAAGGCCGAGCAUCCCAACAAGGUCAGGUGGAAGUGGAAGAGACAGAUGAACGGAGGCGGCGGUACAACUCCCAGUUCAACCCUCAGCUGGCCCGGCGCCCCCGCCAGCAGAACCCCACUCCUGCCCACUAACUCUUGGGGGAACAGGAGAGGCUGCAGCUGCCAGCCGUCAUAUAAAACUAUUUAUUCAUAAAUAUUUUCCAAAAUGAAAAUAGGUUUACCAAAAAAUGUCCCUCACUGGGGAGGGGAGGAGGGGGCAACUCUCACCCCCAGGCCCCCAGGGUAGGGCAGAGAGGAAGAGAAAACCUCCCUGCCCUUUCCCUGCUCCUGGGGGGGAGGGUGCCCCAUGGCCUUGGGCCUCCCCCAGUCUUCCAGGGCAGGGCCCUCACCUGGGCAGGGGGAUCAGCAUGCGGGGGGGAGGGGUCAGGUAGAGGGGGCCGGUGUCACUGGAGGUCCCGGUCCUCCAGGUAGCGGUACUCAAAGGUGAAGCCUUCCUUCUUCCGCUGGCCCCACUUCUCGUAGUCAAAGUAGAUGUAGGU
Molecule: messenger RNA, 1246 nt
Organism: Microtus ochrogaster (prairie vole)
Lineage: Eukaryota; Metazoa; Chordata; Mammalia; Rodentia; Cricetidae
Gene: Leng1
Product: leukocyte receptor cluster member 1
Source: RefSeq, a predicted model, not a curated record